This is a messenger RNA of Dermacentor silvarum, 465 nucleotides long. RefSeq lists its product as uncharacterized. NCBI's taxonomy places the organism in Eukaryota, Metazoa, Arthropoda, Arachnida, Ixodida, Ixodidae. The coding region runs from base 113 to 415 and encodes 100 amino acids. The transcript has 2 exons. The record is from RefSeq and is a predicted model, not a curated record.
UACAGUAGGUGUUGUGUGGUUUAUCUGACCCAUCUGAGCCGCGCUGGACAAGAUGCCCACUCUUCUUUGUAGUUAGAGCGUUUUAUUUACUUUUUUUUAACCACCGCGAGCUAUGACAUCCAGCGUUGUUUGCCUGGGCGUUCUCGAGACCGGUUGGAUGAAGAAACUAACGCUGCAGGCAGGGCGACAUGAAGAGUUGCUGACGGCUCUCUCAUCUCCGGCAACUAUCAACGGCAACACGUUGGAGUCAUGGGUUCUCGGCUUAUGCAACAAAUUUAACAACAUGCACAAGAAGGCGGAGAGCUUCCCACCGGAAAUGUCUGAGAAGCGGGUACAGAGCCUGGCCAGAACACCACAGCAACCUCCAUCACCCAUUCCAAACAAGUUGUGCCACCUCUUUGUGAGUCUUUUAUAAAUUUUAUCUGACACUGGCAUACCCAAAGAUGGCUUGUCCUUUUCACAGAA